Molecule: messenger RNA, 1998 nt
Organism: Paramuricea clavata
Lineage: Eukaryota; Metazoa; Cnidaria; Anthozoa; Malacalcyonacea; Plexauridae
Source: the annotation of a GenBank genome assembly
UAAUAUUAAGUCGAUCCCUUUUUUAUGCAACACAACUGAAGAAUUUUUAAAUUGCCUUGAUAAAGCAACGACAAAUUCAGAAAAAGAGUAUCCUUAAAUAAGCUGUCCUCUAAAAAAUAUAAUAUAAGGUGACAUAUCCAAGCAUUUCCAGCCGAUAACUUGAUGAGUUGAGAGGGAACUUUUUUUGGAGUACAGUAUGUUUAUUUUAUGCUUUAUUUCAAGGUGACAUAGAUUUGACAAGAGCUUUGUUUCGUUUGAUACAGGCCGUCAUUGUUACCACAACAGUGAACAUAUUGCGACAACUCACUUUCGAACCACUUGGUCAGGGAGAAAAUGCUAAACAUGAACAGCGAAAGUGUCUUCAAGCCAUCGAUGACAUCAAUAUCGCACCGUCCACCAAGAUCUUCCUGCAAACCCAAAGACGAUUCUGGGAGGACGCAGAUUACAAUAUCCAAGGUGGCUUUUCCAAGACCAACCUCCCUAUCGGCCAAAUACAUUACGUCAAGCCGGACCCAGAAUAUGUCGAGUGCACGAAUCAAGGAAUAAUUAUGGUUUACGUUUGGAACAAUGAUGCACUGAUUUUUGGUUCCAUGAGGCCUGAUCAAGUCAAACAGGAGGCAAUUGAACAAAUAGCAGAAGUCCACCCAGAAAUCAUGCAGAAAAAUAUGGUUGAAAAGUCUAUCGUCCAUGCUUGGUACAACCAGCCCUCCUACCAAGGUGCCUUUGGCUUUAUGAAGACCAGUCAGUUUAACAAUAUCAGGUAUGAAUCAGAGGAGAAUUGUAAUUCCUAAUGCUUGUGAGAUGAAAUGAUGGGAUGAAUCUAACUAUCAUUUCAUUAACUAUAGUUUCAUUGUUAUAGUUAUGAAUGUAGGUCAAACAUAUAUAGUGGUUUGGACACUAAUUAAUAAAUGAUACUGGCUGCAGUAGCCUACGGGUUUGGCGAGCAAAUAAUGAAAGUUUGUUAUAGAGUCUUUCUUUGUUUAGACAAUAGUACUUUCGGGUAGGCUUAACAUACACAUUUUAUAUCUAUAAUUUUCAGGUCUAGUGCGUUGAGUAUCGUCCAUUAACAAUAAUUUGGACUUCUAAAAAAUAUCAUUUUUAUACCAGAGACAACAAUAGACAACUUAUUGAUCGAGUUUGUGCGAUUAGAGAGACAAUAUUCGCGCUAAAUAAUAUAUUAUACAUGUAUAAUUUAUUCAUCUAUAUUUAUUUUUAUUUUUUGCUAAUUUAGAACUUUGUGGGAACCCAUGGGUAACGUACAUUUCGCCGGAGAAACUUUAUCAUUUGCCGCUGGUUGGAUUCAAGGAGCCUUGGAGAGUGGCGUCAAAGCCGCAUAUCAAGUUUAUGCCCGUAGCAAGAAGAGAACAACCGGAAAAAGGAAAUAAUUGACAUACAAGAUAUGAGAUACAUUAUAGUCGAUACAGUGUGGUAGUAAAGACAAGGAGACCUCAUAUAUAAAUAUCGAGUGAGGCCUCUUUAUGCAGAUUUAGAAUGUUCUAUUUUUUUAAGGUAAUCAUUACAAAUGCAGCAUAUCAUUUAGCUUAAUAAGAAUUGUAUCAUGUUUUUCUUUAAUAAGGAAAGACUGGGUGAGUCUCGUAUACAAGAGGGUAGAGAAUUUCAAAUCUUAGGGCCUUGGUAAACUAUUGUGCAGGGUUUGUAGGUUUGCUGAAUAAUUAGGCCAAACACAGUCACACUAGGCCUUUGUUUUCUUUGUCUUGGCCUUUUGUUUUCUUAAUUGUUUUCCAAACGGCACUGAUGACGAUUUGGCCUAAUUAUUCAUCUAAGUUACCAACCCUAGACUAUUAUUAAUUGUUUUAGAUUAGUGGGACAAGAAUGGGAACGAUAGUUAUUUGGUGAUCUAGUCUUAUAAUUGUGUACUUGGUUGUGUCUACUUUGAUGGACUUCAAAUUUUGACAGUCCUGGAAUCCAAAAACUAAAUGAGUACUUUUUGCACGAUUAAGUAACUUUUAGAAUUUGCACUAAACUUUGUACUUUGAU